AUGUACUCCCCAACGCAACUUAUUGCUUUUACGCUGAUUUUUGCCCAGCUACUGGGCACCAUUUAUUGUGGAGUAUACGAUAAUACGGAUCGCUGGGUCCUCUCGGAUAAGACGCAGAACUUCCCCGAAAACGCAGUGCUAGGCGGCAUCGAUUCAUACGGCUAUGAAAACUACGUGGGGCGCGUCGUUUAUUCAAGCUCGAUUCUGCCAGCCCGUGUAAGGUCCGAAACUGGGUACACUACCUAUAACACCGACACACUCGCUAAUCAGGCGACCUCCUACGAGUUGCUGAUCGCCAAUGAAACCGUCAGCUAUCAUUGGGUGCGCAGUUACGAUGGCUUCAGGGAAAGGAAUGCUGUUUCUGUGGGUACAAGCGCACUGAACGAACGUGUUUACGUCUGCCGCGCCAGAACCGAUGGCGGUAUUUUCAUUGGCACCCUGUAUCUUGCGCAAAAGGUUUGUUUUAUCCGGUACGAGAAUUUCCCUUUGAGACAGAUCAGUAAAUACGAGGUACUGGUCCGACAAGUUUCACCAGCAGCGUGGGCACCAUUCGUCAAUCAAAUCAAUUGAUAAGAUUGCAAAGUUAAAUAGAAACGAACAUUUUAAAAUAGAAAUAUCACAGUUGUUGUCUAUUCAUACUGAGUAUCUCCCGAGUGGGCAUAUUCUUUUGAAAGUGUCUUUUUUAAGGCAGUUUAAUUUGAAUAUUGUCAUUGUAUCCUUAAUGCUACCAUUUCCAUCUGAUGAUAUAUUUUAGUCACAUUGCGUUUACUCCUUAUAAAUAUUUAAAAUGUGUUACAAAUUG
Molecule: messenger RNA, 802 nt
Organism: Drosophila novamexicana
Lineage: Eukaryota; Metazoa; Arthropoda; Insecta; Diptera; Drosophilidae
Exons: 1
Coding region: 1-570 (189 amino acids)
Source: RefSeq, a predicted model, not a curated record